CUCGCCCUCGGCGGCCGUGAGGGCGGGGCGUGCCCGGGGCGGGUGUGGCGCAUGCGCGGCGCGGCUGAGCUGUGGCGGCCCCGCGCCCAGUUCCUCAAUGGAAAAGGUGUUAAAAACUGCCCAUGGCACUAUGGAAACACUCGGAGAAAAUAGUCAUCUACUGACACUUGAGAGGAGUUGUUGGGCAGAGUGACAGAAAUGAAGAGCUUCAACCAUCGCUUCAGUAUGGCGGCAGCUGAAUCUGACAAAGACUCCGGAUAUUCAGAUGGAAGUUCAGAAUGCCCAAGUGCUAUGGAGCAAACGGACUCCGAGGAUGUGCUGAACGCGCUGUGUUGGAAUGCAGAGGAUGGAUCUUGGCAAUGUCCGAGGACCACAAGCAGCUCCUUUCCUGCACUGUCUCCUAUGGUUGUUAUGAAAAAUGUGUUGGUUAAGCAGGUAGCUGUUCUGUACCCCUAUUCCAUAAGCAUCUUGCCCACUGAACCAAAGAAACAUUGUGUCAGAGGGAGUUCAUCACAGCUCCAGUCUUGGACCGUGCAGCCAUCUUUUGAAGUGAUUCCAGCUCAGCCACAGCUAGUGUUUCUUCGUCCAUCAAUCCCACCUCCCAUUAAUCCUCACCCUGUUGGGAAAAAGAGAAAUGACUCCACUAAUUACCUGCCGAUCCUGAAUUCUUAUCCCAAAAUAGCACCACAGCCAUGCAAAAGAGAUCACUCCUUUGAUCUAGAAGAAUGUCAGGAAACCACUUGCCAUAAACGACUCUGCACAGAAGCACCCAAGGUGGAGACUUCUCCCGGACUGAUGAGCACAGGCUUGCCUACUAGUUCUUUUUCCCACCAACCAGUUAGCUUUAAGACACCUCAGGAUUCUAGCCAGCAAAGUUCUUCAGCUCUGGUGACAAGUGGAAAACUGUCAACUCUUCCUGGUUUUCAUCAUGUUUCCAGUGAUGCUCAGAAAGUGCCAGGUCUGACUCCCCUUUUGCCUUUUGGAACUCUGCAGGCAACAAAGCGCACGCUUCAUGAGAGCGAGAGUGCGUCACAGACUACAAUGCCUUCUGCAGCGUGGAGCCCUCCAUUGAUACCAGAAGAGGUUUGCACUACCCCCGAGCUGCUCUUGCAGCAGCAAAGCAAGUGCAGACGCUUUCAGAAUACGCUUGUUGUGCUACGUAGGUCGGGAUUGCUGGAGAUCACUUUAAAAACAAAGGAGCUCAUUCAUCAGAACCAAGUGACGCAGGCUGAGCUGGACCAGCUGAAGCACCAAACACAGCUUUUCAUAGAGGCAAUAAAGAACAAUGCACCACAGUCAUGGGCAGAGCUAGAAGCAUCUCUAACAGGAUCUGAUAAAGCUGAUAGCAACCUCGAAGACCCCACUUAUCCCAACAUGUAGUAAAAAUGUGCAUAGCUGUUGGUCAAGUUAUUUCUGUGCCUCCUUUUUUCCUGUCUCAAACUUCUACUUGAGCAUUUUUUGAGUCGAAGAUUUGCAAAGUUGCAUUGCCAUUAACAAUUUGUCUUCAGAGCCAGCUGUGGGACUGGAAUAGCAUGGUGGGUUCAAGACAGAAUGGGUAAUGAAGAAGUUUGUAUGUGCUCUGCUGGCAUGUUCCCAUUCUUGAAGUGAAGACAGUCAUCUGCAGUAUUCUACAAGCAUCUUUUUAUUCCCAUCUUCAGAUAGUUGUUUCUGAGAGUGCAGCAGCAGAACAGGCCCACUGUUCGACCAUCAUCAGUUCCAAGUAGAUGAAGGGAGUUGGUGUGAGGUGAAAUAAGUCCUCCUCCCAUCCCCUUCCUUAAUUUUUUUAUUUAGAGAAAUGGAAUAGAGUGGAGAAAUUGAAGUUCAGAAUAGGUAUUUUAGGAAGCGAUUGCCCUAGAAAACAAGAUGAUGGGCUCAGGGUACCUAGAGAUGAAAGGGAGGCAGAAAAAAUGAAGUCCAGUCAUAGCUGUUUGAGACAAGGAAAAAUUAGUCUACCAGUGACCUUCUCCAUUCUAUUUUCACUGCUCAAGUAGAGUAUAAAGGAAUGAAAAACUUGCUUUGCAGGGCAGUACCCUCUGACUUAGGGAGACUUAGCUGGUGGAAAUCUCUCGUAGUCCCUAGAGUACCACAUGGACUUUUUCCCUGACAGUAUGGAGGGUGGGCUGAAGUGGGUGUGCUUACAGCUAAUGGGCCUUUCUGCUGGUGUAAUUUUUAUAUGUUCAAUAAAUCUGUGAAUAAAGUUCAGCAGCUGGUUAGAAAUCUCCUACUGGGCAUCAGUCCAGACUUAAAUAGUAUUUACUGAACUAGAAAAAUCCACUCUGGAACUCAUAUUUAAAUCUGGGGCUCCUUAGGAAGCAUAUCCCUGGAUAAUGGGAAACCUUAACAUCUAUAAAGAAUGAGGAUGUUGAAGGUCUCUGGUGAUAAAUAUGUCAUCAGGUACCAUUCUGUUCAGUUUUCUUAGCUGCCUUUAUUCCUGGGAGCCCUGAUAAAGCUUUAAAACGAUAAGGGCUUUCCUUUCUUGGCUGCAAUGGUAUAAAAUAGGUUAGCUUGGAAAUGCAUUUGGAAAACUAGUUGACUGCAUCAGGACCAGGAUAAGUCCAGAUUCUGGGCAGGAUCUGAAAGUGGUCCAGUAGAUUUGAACAGAAAUGUUAGCCUCUGAAUGGAAGCUGUAAGCAAUGAACUCACAGCUUCUUUUGAUCCUCAAAGCAGCAAGAUUUGGUAUUAAGAAGUUAGCUAGAGACAGCUGUCUUGGUCUAAUCAGUCCGAUGGCCUGCUACAGCUUCAGCUGUUGCUGACAACUUUACAAGUGGGGUAGCUUGAUGGGUCAGACAGGCUGAUUUUUUUGUAUUAAGUUUUAAUAAAUGUUGGUAUUUUUGAUUAUUUUUACUAUGUCUUUUUGAAAUUCUACUGUUCUAGUUGGAAUGUAGGUAUUUUCUGUACUUUCAAAGCCCGUUGCUAGCUCUGAAUACAGUAGCCUAACACCUCUGUUAAAGAACAUGACUUUUUUGCUAAAACUUUACAGAAAUUGACUGUGAAAUAUGAAUGAAAUAAAGUAUGUACUUGAAAAGUU
Messenger RNA from Vidua macroura (Pin-tailed whydah), 3028 nucleotides. RefSeq names its product CLOCK interacting pacemaker (gene CIPC). Bases 199 to 1380 code for a protein of 393 amino acids. Gene Ontology annotation, cellular component: nucleus. The record is from RefSeq and is a predicted model, not a curated record. Gene Ontology annotation, biological process: negative regulation of DNA-templated transcription; negative regulation of circadian rhythm. The transcript has 5 exons. Lineage: Eukaryota; Metazoa; Chordata; Aves; Passeriformes; Viduidae.